Amoebophrya sp. A120 is the source of this 4576-nucleotide messenger RNA. The record is from the annotation of a GenBank genome assembly. NCBI's taxonomy places the organism in Eukaryota, Dinophyceae, Syndiniales, Amoebophryaceae.
AUUUGAUUCGUUUGGUCUGUCGUUUUUGUGUGAGAUGAGCAGGGACGUGCCUUUGCGUUUCACGUGCAAGGCCUUUUUUCAUCUGUUUUUCUGAAUAGAAGCGAGUGUCUGCGUCUGUAGUCUCUGCCGCAGCACAUUCAGAAUAGAGUGGUUCUAAGGUGCCGACAUUCUUCGUAUUAUCUGCAGUUUUUUUUUCGGAAUGAAUAAGAAAUAUGUGAAGGAAGUCUCCAUUUUUGUGCCAAUAGAGGUUCACGAUUUGGAUACGAUUUUCAUAAUGAUGACAUUGCAAGAAUCUUCGUGUGUCAUCGGUGUAGCUGCUGUCGUUGCAGCGCGUCGGAGAUUUGGGCAGGGCUCCGUCCAGCUGCUAUCUUGUAAUUCCACCCGUUCGGAUGGGUCGACUACACUGCGCGGAGCUGGAAAAAUCUGACAGAAUUACCGGUGCUGAGAAAGCUGCCACUGCCUCGGUUCUUCCUGUGGACGAGCUUGUUCACCCGGUUCUUUUCUCGGGCAAGAACUGCAGCAGCAGAUUGCUGCUACUCGGAGACGAGAGAGUAUCCAAGGAAAAGAGUGCGCUACUGCACACGCUUGUAUGUACAACGAGCAUAUAACCCGUACUACAGAAAACUUGUGAUGCGGAAACAAUAGUACGGGACAUAUAUCCCUCACACUGAGAGUGAGCGUCUAAUGCAUCUUCUUCACGACACGUUUACUUUUACAUUGAAGUGCAUUGGCGCACUUUUUUUGUUGGAUAGCUGGAGUCACCACAACGUUCCGAUUCCGCGACCUGUCGCACGGCCGCCGUACAGUACCUCCCUGUUCUAAACACAAUUUUUAUCCCAUUGCUUUUGUACCAGUGUAGUGCAGCCAUCUGAUGAAGCGAAUCGGUUUAGUAGAGGGAAAAUUUUUAUUUUACAACAUCUUGACCUGCAACCAUUUUAUGCUCUUUCAUGCAGGUUGUUCCAGCGGAAUCCGUGACGUGUGACAAGGACCAGGGGGUCCCCACGAAAAUGGCAUCCGCUUCGUCUUCCAUCCCGAGCUCCGCCGUCUUGAACGUAUCAAAAGUAAAAAUGUCUGGGUCUGGAAACUUGUGAUGCUGGGUGGCGUCUCAUGAUGAGGCUACAAAUGCUGGCUCAGCAUGACAAGUUUCUGAGCUCCUAGGUGUUGCCUAUUCUGCAUGACAAACCGCGCUUCUGCAUCACAGAAAAACGGAGCUCUUGGGUAACGUGCAUGACAGAUGUAAGAGUCAUGCCAGACAAGCAUGACAAACAUGAAUUCUUCCAGACCCAGACACUUUUACAGUUGAUAGAACGGGCGCAAGAGCAAAACGGCGAGCGUGAUCCUUGCCGAGGGUAUGGGCAAGGUUUCCACCAAAAAACUCUCGGAAAAAGGUAAGGCGCAACCCUGGAACUGGGCCCCGCUGUGCACCCCCAAGACGCUGCUGGUCAUUUUCGUUUUCUACACACUGACGAUGCUGAUUUUCGGCUCCCUUUACUUCUCUGGCGCCGCGGGAAUAACCGAGAUUUCCAUCGAGCUAAAGCCCAAUAUUGGGUGUGACGACUACGGCAAUAACGACGUCGAGACCACGGUGGACGGUGCCGAAAAUGUUCAGCGGACGUGCGUAGACAGCACCUCCGCCACCUUGGGCACAGCCAGGAUGCUCGAAAGCAUCACCUUCACGACCACGGAAGAUAUGGAGGGCCCGCUGCUACUGUAAUGAACCGCUGGUUGAGUACUACUGAAAUAGUCGAGAUUUCUAUAUGAUCGUCAAAAAUGCGGAAACGAAGUCAACACAAGGUGGCACUGUAGCUAGACUAACCGAAAGCGACAGAUCGAAAUUGUCAGAUCAGGAUGUUGAGCACGCAUGACUAGUUCACACCGGAAAGAAGAAGCACAAGCAGCGAGCUCAACCCGGAAGACGUGUGAUCAUGUGAACAAAUAUACAACACUGAACAGGUAUUACGAGCUCGAUGGCGUUUACCAGGGACACAGGGGCUUUAUACGUGGGUCCGAGAACGCGAUGUCCGCGAAGCAAGUGCGGACGGGAUCUUGCAUGGCGUACCAGAAACCGCGGACGGAUUGCGUCGCAGAAUCCAACGCCGUGUUCAUGCUGGGCACCGAGUCGUGGGAGUCCGCUGCGUACGCGCUGUGGUACCCGUUUGAGCUGUCCAAGGACUCCAGCGGGUGCUACAUGUGGUGGAGCAGCUUGUCGAAGCAGUGCAUCAAGGACGGCAACAACGACGAGAGCAGCGUGUGCAAGUCCGGGCCGAGCGGGCAAUGGCCGCCGCCGGUCACCGACAACCGCGUGUACUACCCCUGCGGGUUCGCGUAUGGGCGUGUCAGAAUUGAAAUCGUCAAAGUUGAAAUGAUUUGCCAUGCAUAAAAUGCAGCCCACAAAGUGCUUGUCUUGCAGAGUAGGCAAGUGAGGCAGAUUGUAAGCCUGUAUAGGGGUAGCAACUAAGCUGCUAAAAUAGCAUGACAAAACGCGUCUUCCUUACCCAAACAGCAUGACAAACUGGGUCUCGGCUCUACCCAAAUUUGUCAUGCGCCACUUAGAAACUGUGUUACAACUGGUAUCCAUUUUAUGCAUUACAAAUCUAUUUCAACUUUGACGAUUUCAAACCUGACGCAUCCAUAUCGCGGCCAAGAUGGCAACCGAGGACGGGCUCGACACCAUGGUUCUGACCGUCCCGGACGCCUCCGUGGCGGGGAACAGUGUCCCGCUCGGCACGGCGGACGCCAAGCCGGAAACCGUCGCGUUUGACGCGGAUUUUUCCUACGCCAAGCGGAAUCUCGACCCGGAACGGGUAUUCGACAAGGCCAAGGACCAGGUCGAGGACAAGGACCUGUCGGGGCUCGACCUGGUGAACAACUUGGACGGCAAGGAGUUCUACAAGAUUCUGGACAUGCACCUGCUCCGCCACUUCCCGCCCACGGUCUGUAGUGACGACCCGCUCCGGCUGCAGCCCCUGCAGUACCUGGCAGACAACAAAACGCCGAACUGCGCAAACUACAAGGACUUCCAGUUUGAGGCAGCAACGAACGGCGCGACCUGCCAGUACAGCACCACCAGUGUGCCUAACCCGCUGACGCCCGGCACCAACAUUGCGUGCACCACAAAGCUCCCGAACCCCGCUGGCUGGGGGCUGGAGCACUCGGACUGGCUCAAUUGGCAGAGGUAUGCACUGUUUUCUUUCAUCAUGUUGUUGUGCGGGAAAGUAGACAGGGAAUGUAGUUGAAUUUGAGGCUGCAGGAAAUUUUGCGAUCACUGCAUACAGCACUAUAAUCGGAGCGUUAGAAGCACGUGCCAGACCUUACUGGUGUAGUCAGUUCCUCUAGCACGCGAUUCUAAGCUGGUGUUAUAUCCGAACACAAAAAUAACAUUAGCUGGAGGACUUUAAUCAGGAUGAUAGAUACUUGAUGUUGAAACGAAUGAAAUGCUGGUGACGACCACUGGGAACAACAUGUUUACCUUCAGGAUCGCGGGUUACUGGCAGUUUCGCAAGCUGAAUAGCAAGAUUACGCUGCCAACCAGUACUAUCCCGAAGGGCACACAGCUCCGCAUCUUCUAUGCCCACCGGUUGGAUCUGAAAAAGCAGGCCGGGAAUGAGCAUGAUAUCAAGAAGCGCGUCGUGCUGACAACCGCACACUGGGUGGGCAGCAAAAACGUCAUCAUCGGAGGAACCUUCAUCGCGUGCGGGGGGAUUUGCUUCUUCGUGGUGCUCCUGCUCCUGUGGAUCCAGGUCAAGGAUCCCGACCGCUUGGAUAACAUACAGUACCUCGCGUGGCGUGACUAUCGCUGGUCCAAAGCGGCUGCCGCAGCGAGCUCGGGCGCCGACGCCUGAGGCAAGGUCUUGAGACACGAGGGGGUAAUUUGCUUGAAGAAAGAAUCUAGCGUUGUUAUUCUGUUGUGGUACGCGGUUCGCUGUGCUACCGGCAAUGAAUGUGGUUUGAUCUUUUUUAUCCGUUGUGGACCAUCUUGCUUCUCGAGUGAAGAAAACUUACUUACUUAUCCAGAUAUCUUUCUAGUGGGCUAUUUGUUCAAUACACUCCCUCGAGUCAAUGUUUUAUUGUGGGCGCAGCAUUUCAGUGUCAGUGAGUCGAGUGAAAGAAUACAGUAUUGACAUCGGCUGCGGCGGCUUCACGUGACCUCGUUGAGCAUUUUGUGAAGUUGUUUUUGUAGUCGCACAUGUGCUGAUGUACUUACAUCAUGACACAAGUCACCUUUUUGAGUCGGGCUAGGGAUUUAUUAUUCGUUCGUCUCUUCAGUCUCACUCUCAGACAACUGGAGCCGGGGCGCAUCCACCGAGCAGGUUGCCUUCUGCAAUUGCAUAGAAGGAGAACGAGAACGAUAUUUUAUUAUGUAUACUGCUGCGUGAAGUUGUAGUUGAAGGUAUCGCAGAACAGUUGAAGGACACAACGCAAAUGACGUGCAGGCCGCUAGUUGAGCAAACAUAAGUUCUGCAAUACGACUACAUGAGGAGCUCUGGUGAAGUACACGUGCAUUCGUCCCUCCGUGUGAAAAGGCUCUCGCAGCAGGUCCUCUUCAAAAGCUUUGGCUCGAUGGUUCCACCCUCAG